AUGACCCACUCAGUGAAGGAGGAAUCCAUGACUGCCGAUGGGCUCGUUAGUACGCCGUCGGAGGUGAAUGGGAUAACUGACGACGGCGACAGAACCCCGACGAAGGCGAUGAAUCGGUUGGUACACUAUGACGUGCUGGAAGAGUCAGAAUGCAAACCUGUCAGAGGUGUUUCGGCCCAUGCUGACGAUAUACAGCGCAAAUGCGCACCCUCGGAUUUUCAUUGGUCUCAGAGUCCGGAGCUACACAAGAUAAGGAGGAAGAAGAUUCUGAAGGCGCAUCCGGAAAUACUGAAAGUGCAAGGUCCCGAUCCACUGGCAGCAGUCUUUUGUACGGCAACAGUUCUCGUCCAGCUAUUCACGUGCUACAUAGUCAGGGAUUGGUCCUGGCCGAGCCUUUUGAUAGUGACAUAUAUUGUGUCCGGGACGAUGAAUCACUCCUUAGUACUUGCGAUGCAUGAGCUAUCUCAUGAUCUCUUCUUCAAGUCGAAGAUGUUGAACAAGGUUUUCUCCAUCUUCUGUAAUCUGCCGACUGGUGUCGCCUCUGCAGCUACUUUCCGAAGAUACCAUCUCGAACAUCACUCGUCACAGGGCGUUGACAAGAUCGAUGUAGAUAUCCCGACUCAUGCGGAGGCUAAGUUCUUCCGUUCGGUUCCGGGCCGCUUUACUUGGGCACUCUUCCAACCGGUGUUCUAUGGCCUGCGUCCUAUGGUUAUUCGUCCCUUGCCUAUGGUCAACUACGAAGCCAUCAAUUGGCUGGUGCAGCUUACAUUCGAUAUAGUGGUGCUCAAGUUCCUGGGCUUGAAGUCAUUCUUCUACCUGCUCUGGGGAAGCUUCUUCGGCUUGGGUCUCCAUCCCAUGUCGGGUCACUUCAUCGCCGAGCAUUUGGAGGCUGUCUACGGCCAAGAGACUUUCAGUUACUACGGUCCUCUGAAUCUCCUUGCGUAUAACGUUGGGUAUCACAAUGAACAUCAUGAUUUCCCUACUGUGGCUGGUCGUAAUCUCCCGAAGGUCAAAGCGUUGGCACCUGAAUGGUACGACAUGCCGAGCUAUGACUCCUGGACACGAGUGUUGUACGAUUUCGUCACCAAGGGAAAUACUAACUUAUACUGUCGAGUGAAGCGUACCAAGGCUUAA
This is a messenger RNA of Perkinsus marinus ATCC 50983, 1134 nucleotides long. Its product is annotated as membrane fatty acid desaturase, putative. Gene Ontology annotation, cellular component: membrane. The record is from RefSeq and is a predicted model, not a curated record. The transcript has 9 exons. Gene Ontology annotation, molecular function: sphingolipid delta-4 desaturase activity. Gene Ontology annotation, biological process: ceramide biosynthetic process. NCBI's taxonomy places the organism in Eukaryota, Perkinsozoa, Perkinsida, Perkinsidae. The coding region runs from base 1 to 1134 and encodes 377 amino acids.